AAGUUUAAACUGCUGACAACAUGUGAAAAUGAUGAAAUAAAGAAAAGAGCAGUGGACUUACUCGAAAUUUACAUGCAAGCUUCCAUGCAAAAUUUAGACCAACCGUCGAGGAUUUCAAAGAUGAAAUAUAAAUAUGAGCUGCCCGGAGAGAUUCGACAAAUGGAUGAUAGAUCUAUACAAAUCUUUACAAAAGCGUUACAGGAAGGAAAGGUCCCAGUUCGAAACAUUCGAGUUAUGGUAGUGGGUCAUUAUGGUGUUGGAAAAUCAACACUAACAAAACGUCUUUUGGGCAUGCCAGUUGAUAUAACAAUAAGAAAGCCUACAGAAGGUAUAGAUGUACACACAGACAGAUGUAGACUCUUGAACGAUGGAACAUGGAUGUUGCCCAAAGCAGGUAAAGAACGCUUCAAUGUACUCGGUCAGCUAGCUAAGAUUUUGGAAGAGAAUACAACAGGUGACGACAGUGCUCAAACGAUACAAACUGAAGUAACAGAAACAAUAUAUACCAGAGAUUCUACAGUUGAUCCAAGUUAUCAUGGCAGUGUACAACAGGAAAAGAAUGAAGAUACAAAAAUAAACUCCUCAGUACGUACAGAAAUGACAAACCAGGACUGUACAAAGAAAGAAGGCGAGACAACUAAAUCUCAAGAAAAAAAGGAUGACAAAUUAAAGAUGUUGAUAGAGGAAGUAGUACAGAAUGAAGAAAAGGGAGAUGGAAAUGUGUCAAUAUGGGAUUUUGCUGGACAGGAUAUGUUUUAUUCAACUCAUCAGGUUUUUCUUUGCAAACGUGCUAUCUAUUUGCUUAUUACUGAUAUAUCUAAAGAUAUAAAUGAAAACGUAGAUCGUUGGAGUGAAGAAGAAAGCACAGAGCGCCAAGUUUCAGAAUACAUUGACUUUUGGUUGAAUUCAAUCCACCAUUAUUGCGGUUACUCUGAGAAAAAUGGACCUCCUGUUGUUUUGGUUUGUACCUUUGCAGACAAGUUACAAGAGGGAAUAUCAAGAGGAAAAGCGAAAGAAACAUUGAAUUGUCAUUUCGUUGGUAAGAUUGCAAGUUGCCACUUGACAGAGGAAACAUUUAUUAUUGACAAUAGUGUUGAAGAUGAGAAUAUAAUAAGACUACGAAAGCAUAUAUUUGAUGCUGCAGCUGGGCAGGAUUACUGGAAAGAAGACGUUCCAGCGAAAUGGGUGACUUUAGAAAAUGUUAUCAUGAAGCUAAAAGAUGAAAAAAUGAAGUUGAUACGAAAAGAAAAACUUCAAGAAUUGAAUCUGGCCUUACCAGCACCACUUGAAGAUGAUGAGCUAGAGUUGUAUCUACGUUUUCACCAUGAAGCAGGAAAUAUUCUAUAUUUUAGUCAGGAAAGCUUGACAAAACAUGUAAUUAUAGAUCCACAAUGGUUGAUUGACGCAUUUAAGAGUAUAACAAUGGCAGGUGAAAAGUGUUCAAAUGAAAGGAAAACAAAUGUUGCUGCAAUGUGGAGAGAAUUUAAGAAAUCAGCGAUAUUAAAGCCGGAAUUGAUUGAUGCAAUAUGGACAGAAGAUGACAACAUAAAUCAUUUCAAAUCUUAUAAAGACUUACUACUAGAAUACCUGGAGAUAUUAGGAUUAAUUGCUAAACCACACUUUGAGGAAAGCAACAAAAUUCAGGCUAGAAAACCAAUUUCCUUGGCCAAUGAAAGCUGCAAGAAAGAGGCCCCCAAAAAAAAUUAA
Ruditapes philippinarum (Manila clam) is the source of this 1707-nucleotide messenger RNA. RefSeq lists its product as uncharacterized. The transcript is spliced from 13 exons. The coding region runs from base 73 to 1707 and encodes 544 amino acids. The record is from RefSeq and is a predicted model, not a curated record. NCBI's taxonomy places the organism in Eukaryota, Metazoa, Mollusca, Bivalvia, Venerida, Veneridae.